GCCGCCACAAACCCAACCAAAAACUCCACCAAAAACACCACAAAAACACCACAAAACACCACAAAACACCACAAAACCACAACCAAAACACAACCAAAACACAACCAAAACACAACCAAAACACAACCAAAAACGCACCCGCCCCAUGUCCUCCACACAGCCCAGAACCUUGUACGACAAGGUGUUCGAGGACCACGUCGUCCACAGGGACGAGUCCGGGUCGCAUCUCAUCUACAUCGACCGCCACUUGGUGCAUGAGGUCACGUCCCCCCAGGCGUUCGAGGGCUUGAAAACCGCCGGGCGCGCCGUGAGAAGACCGGAUUGCACCUUGGCCACCGUGGACCACAACAUCCCCACGGAGUCGCGUGCCGAGUUCAAAAACGUCGAGACGUUCGUCGACCAGGAGGACUCCCGGUUGCAGGUCAUGACCUUGGAGCAGAACGUCCAGGACUUUGGCGUCACGUACUUCGGCAUGGCCGACGCCAGGCAGGGCAUCGUGCACGUGAUCGGCCCCGAGCAGGGCUUCACCUUGCCCGGCACCACCGUGGUCUGUGGCGACUCGCACACGUCCACGCAUGGCGCGUUUGGCUCGUUGGCUUUCGGCAUCGGCACGUCCGAGGUCGAGCACGUGUUGGCCACGCAGACCGUCAUCCAGACCAAGUCCCAGAACAUGCGCUUGUACUUUGCCGGCGCGUUGGCCGCGGGCGUCACGUCCAAGGACUUGGUGUUGCAUGCCAUCGGCGUGAUCGGCACGGCGGGCGGCACCGGCUGUGUCAUUGAGUUUGCCGGGCCGGCCAUCGAGGCCUUGUCCAUGGAGGCGCGCAUGUCCAUCUGCAACAUGGCCAUCGAGGCCGGCGCCCGUGCAGGCAUGAUCCGCCCGGACGAGGUCACCUUCAACUACAUCAAGGGCCGGCCGUUGGCGCCCGCGGGCGCCCAGUGGGACAAGGCCGUGCGGUACUGGCAGACGCUCUACUCGGACGAGGGCGCGCGGUUCGAUUACGACAUCCGCAUCAACGCCGCGGACAUCGUGCCCACCGUCACGUGGGGGAACUCGCCGCAGGACGCGUUGCCCAUCACCGCCCGUGUGCCGGACCCGGCCCAGGUUGCCGACCCCAUCAGAAAGGCGGGCAUGGAGCGUGCGCUCCAGUACCAGGGCUUGGCGCCCAACACGCCGUUGCAGGACAUCGCCAUCGACAAGGCGUUCAUCGGCUCGUGCACCAACUCGCGCAUCGAGGACUUGCGGGCCGCGGCGCGCGUCGCCAAAGGCCACCGCAAGGCGGACAGUGUCAAGUUGGUGUUGGUCGUGCCGGGCCUGGGCUUGGUCAAGCGGCAGGCCGAGGCCGAGGGCUUGCACCGGGUCUUCGAGAACGCCGGCUUCUCGUGGCGCGAGGCCGGCUGCUCCAUGUGCUUGGGCAUGAAUCCCGACAUCUUGGACCCCGAGGAGAGGUGCGCGUCCACGUCCAACCGCAACUUCGAGGGCCGCCAGGGCGCGCGUUCCAGAACGCACUUGAUGUCGCCGGCCAUGGCCGCCGCGGCCGCGAUCAAGGGCCAUUUCGUCGACAUCCGGGACUGGCAGUACCACACCAGCGACGAGCCCGCCGUGCACAUCGAGCUGGGCGAGGACCAGGAGUUGCAGGACGCCGUGUACGAGCACGAGAAGCAGCCCUUGGAGUGCUCCGAAGCGCUCGCGGACGACCGCUUGAAGGAUAUCCCACAGGACCUGACGACGCAGCAAACGUCCGGCCCGGCCGGCCCGCAAAGCGCCGGCAUGGACAAGUUCGGCGUGUUGACCGGCAUCACCGCGCCGUUGGACAAGAGCAACGUCGACACGGACGCCAUCAUCCCCAAGCAGUUCUUGAAGACCAUCAAGCGAACCGGCUUGAAGAAGGGCUUGUUCUAUGAGUUGCGUUUCGAGAAGGACGCGGCCGGCAAGGACGUCGAGACGGACUUUGCGUUGAAUGUCGAGCCGUACAGGAACGCCGAGAUCUUGUUGGUCACUGGUGACAACUUCGGCUGUGGCUCGUCGCGUGAGCACGCGCCCUGGGCGCUCAAGGACUUCGGCAUCAAGUCCAUGAUCGCGCCCUCGUUCGGCGACAUCUUCUACAACAACUCGUUCAAGAACGGCUUGUUGCCCAUCAGACUCCCGCAGGAGGUCAUCUUGUCGAAGUUGUACCCCGUUGCUGCUGCCGGGAAGAAGCUCACGAUCGACUUGCCCACCCAGCAGAUCCGCGCCGCCGAGUCCGACGAGGUCUUGGUCGACCACUUCGAGGUCGAGCCGUUCAGAAAGCACUGCUUGUUGAACGGCUUGGACGACAUCGGCUUGACGCUCCAGAAGGAGGAGUACAUCCAGAGGUUCGAGGCCAGGAGGAAAGACGUGUUUUCCUUCUUGGAGGGCGGCUCCAAGCUCGUCAAGCCCAUCAAGGGCGCCAAGAAAUCCAAGUACGGGCUCAAGACACAGGAGUGGUGAGCCUGCCCUUGUUCUGCGCCGAUAUGGUAUGUAUAAUGAGAUGUUGUUCACGAAUAAGACCCUGCUUUUUCUGCGCCGAUAUAGUAUGUAUAAUGAGAUGUUGUUCACGAAUAAGACCCUGCUUUUUCUGCGCCGAUAUAGAAUGUAUCAUGAGAUGUUGUUCACGAAUAAGACCCUGCAUUUUCUGCCAUCCGAGCGCCGCUUCCCAACACUCGUGUUUGGCGUUCUGCACGUUCGAAAU
This is a messenger RNA of Metschnikowia bicuspidata var. bicuspidata NRRL YB-4993, 2708 nucleotides long. It is a transcript of the gene LEU1, whose product is annotated as 3-isopropylmalate dehydratase. Gene Ontology annotation, molecular function: 3-isopropylmalate dehydratase activity; 4 iron, 4 sulfur cluster binding. The record is from RefSeq and is a predicted model, not a curated record. Gene Ontology annotation, cellular component: 3-isopropylmalate dehydratase complex. Gene Ontology annotation, biological process: L-leucine biosynthetic process. Bases 146 to 2467 code for a protein of 773 amino acids. The transcript has a single exon. Lineage: Eukaryota; Fungi; Ascomycota; Pichiomycetes; Serinales; Metschnikowiaceae.